Molecule: messenger RNA, 1176 nt
Organism: Ruditapes philippinarum (Manila clam)
Lineage: Eukaryota; Metazoa; Mollusca; Bivalvia; Venerida; Veneridae
Product: interferon-gamma-inducible GTPase 10-like
Exons: 1
Coding region: 1-1176 (391 amino acids)
Cellular component (GO): membrane
Molecular function (GO): GTP binding
Source: RefSeq, a predicted model, not a curated record
AUGGCUGAUAAUUAUUCAGAUGCCGUGGAAGUUAUAAAAGAGACAUGUGAAAUAUUCAAAACUCAAGAAGUGAAAGGACUUAUCAAACAUGUCACCCAUGAUCUAAAUAUUAAAUGGAAACAUGCGAAGAUAAAAAUUGCAGUAACUGGAGACAGUGGCGCCGGUAUAUCUAGCUUGAUCAAUGCUUUACGAGGUAUGCAUCAAUUGGACCAGAAUGCAGCAAAAGAAGGAGUUAAAGAAACAACUAGAGAACCGGCUUCAUAUACCUUUCCGGAUAAUGAUCAGAUAGAACUUUAUGAUCUUCCAGGUGUAGGAACCUUGUCACAUCCGAUUGAGUCAUACAUGCAAGAUAUGAAUUUUGAACAGUAUGAUUUUGUUCUGAUCGUGUCUUCUGAGCGGUUUUCGCAAAACAAUGCAUUGAUAAUUAAGGUAUUACAACACUUGCAAAAGCCAUUUUAUCUUGUGCGAUCUAAAAUUAUUGCGGAUGUUGAAAAUCAAAAGUUUACACAAACAAAAGAUGAGGUCCUCAAAAACAUUCGUGAUGAUUGUUACUUAAAUUUACAAAAGUUAGGUGUUGAAGUAAAAUGUGUCUUUCUGAUAGACAGCCAUGUCCACCAAGACUUCGAGCUCGGAAAACUACAAGCGACUCUUAUACGCGAUGUCCUUGACACAUUUAAGACUACUUUCAUUUUAACUUAUAGAACCAUGACGAAAGAAAUCAUUGAGGAGAAGGUAAAUGUAUUGAAGAGUCGAGCGCCUAGAGUAGCAUUAAUGGCAACUGUUACUGCUCAGUCAGAGACAAACGAGAUUGUUUUAAUGCAAGAAAUAUCUUUUUAUAAGAAACAACUUGGUCUUGAUGACGAGGCACUCGGCGAAACAUGCAAGUACCUUGAAGUUGAUAGGGCAAGAUUGCAGGAAAUGAUAGCGUUUUGUGAUUUUGUUCUUUAUCCAGAAAGAGCUAUAGAGUACAUCAAAAACGUAGAAGAAAAUUUGGACAAUUCACCACCUUAUUUUAUCAAUCUAGUACGUGGUAUUGGACGCGUUUUAACUGGUUUUGUAAGCUCCUAUUCCAAGGUAUAUCGCGGUCUUUUGGACAUCAUAGAUACCUUGGAAAAAGAUUCACUUAAAAUAAGUGAUAAUGUUCUUGAAAAAAUACGUGGUCCGUCUUUUCUUUGA